Molecule: messenger RNA, 2644 nt
Organism: Folsomia candida
Lineage: Eukaryota; Metazoa; Arthropoda; Collembola; Entomobryomorpha; Isotomidae
Exons: 4
Coding region: 266-775 (169 amino acids)
Source: RefSeq, a predicted model, not a curated record
AUAAAUCCUGUAAAAAUGUAUAACCUACCACGUCUUAACCCCUUACAUACCACAAAAUUUUCCAUGAAUCAUUAUUCAGACAGAUUUGGACCCUUAAUGUUCACAAUUUGCUCUACCUACGUCUUGUGGUGAAAUUAUUUCUGUGCUAGUUAAUUUGCACAAGUGCAUGUUACGGAAUUAAAAUUGCGAUAAAUUAAUUUAUUUUCUGACCAGUGAAAUUUUAUAGAUUUAAUUGAACCUUAAAAUUCGAUUAAAUCAUUGAACAAUGAAUCCAUACAAAAUAAUAGCAGAGCAGGAGAAAAGUAUUAAAAAACUUAAUAAAGUCAUUCUUAGGCAAAAUGUGCAAAAUAUUUUUAAAGAUACUAUUUCCAAUUUCAUUGUCAGACUACGUGAUAACAACGAGGCUAUCAAUCGUGUUACGGACGAAAUUUUGUCAACCCUCGACUCCACCGUGGAACAAGAUGGUGCCCUCGUGAUGCAAAAAGUUGUACGGAGUGCGAAAAAAUUUUGUUGCGAAACGGCCGUUCCUUUCUGCCUCCAAGACAACGAGGAUGAGGUUACACCUGUUCAGCAAGAAAAUGAUGAUGUAGAUCACCAUAAUUAUGACUCAGAUCAAACUCUGCCAAUACGAUGCAAAUCUGGUACAAACCACAAGCAACAGGAGGGAAUUGGGGCAUCACAAACAAAAGUUAUUUCCGAUCAAUCGAUCAUCCACUCGAUUCUGGCCUUUCUUCCAACCUUCCAACUCCUGACCUCAUCUCGUGCACCAGAGUAAACUCCCAGUGGGAGAAUACCGCUCGAAAACAUCUCCUCGCUCGUACAACCGUCUCACUGGACAUCGACACCUUAAAAUCCUACCUUGCCACGAUGCAUACCCGAUCCCAGUCCCACUCCCGGGUGAAAAUCACACUUGCCAAAGAUCCCACCAAAAUAUUACGAGGUGUCAAACAUCUCUCUCAAUUUGAAGAAUUCGCAACCCAAAACUCGUCUCAUGUCAGGCACCUCUCGAUCGACUGGUGGCUAAACGGGGGACAAUCCGUGUCCCGCAAAUUUUUCGCAAUUCUCAAAAACCUCAAGAAACUCACAUCCCUCGAACUCCGACCGUUCAUUCAGCUCAAUGGGAAACAGUUGGAAUUUUCCGGUGGCGAAAUUGAUGGCGCCAUCCCGUCCAAUUUUUACUUUUCAAAAAUCAAAAAAUUAGUCAUUAUAGGCGCCAAGUUUGGCACGAGUGAUGAAACCCUGUUAAAGAAAUUUAUUCCGAAAAUCCUCCCCCAUUUCCCCAACGUGGGCAGCAUCUCGCUAAAAAAUGUGAGACUACGGGCCCGCGAUUCGGAGUGGAUUUGCGAAACAGCAAAUUUUUUUAACACCCUGCAUUUCGCGGAUGGCUAUUCACUCGAGCAAUUUGCGAAAUCUGUUCCCCCAACGGAGAUUAAGAUUCGACCAAGUAUUACACGGUUGGGGUUGAAUUAUUACGAAAUUUCAAGCCACGGGGUAGAAUUGGUGAAAAGAUUGGCACAAAAUUUGGAACAUUUGCACCUCCACGGGAUCAAAGUUGCCCGAGUGGGGAGCAUUAGGAGAAUCUGUUUGCCAAAUUUGGCGAAAUUAAAACUAUUAAAGAUUUCGAUAAACCCGUACUGCAAAAAUGCGCACGGAGUAACACCAGGUAUCGGGUUCAUAUCAUCUCCAUCUGGCGGGAAAAGUAGCACCGUUGUAGGAAUUGAUUACAAGAAUCAGUUACCUGUCAUAGAAAAAUUAGCGAUUGUGCGAGAUCUUGAGUGUGAAGAGGGUAAAGAUGAAAUUAUGUUGAACGAUGGCAUUUUCUUUGACGCAGUCGCACAAAUGAUGAAUGAAGGUAUUUUUGUGAGAAAAAGUAUUUCACCGUGUAAGACGCUGAGAUGGCUCGAGAUUCCGGGUCCGAUAGAAGGGCAGAAGGUUAAAAGGAAUUUGAGCGAGGAGUGCGAUUGUGGGGAUGAUUUUGAAGGAAUAUGUGACUGUGAGGAGGGAGAAGAUGUGGCAAAGUUUUUUGACAGGGUGAGAAAAAGUUUUCCCAUGGUGCAGUUUUAGACGAUGGUGAGAGCAGUGUUGUAUAUUUCUAAUCUGAAAAACUUUUUCCCGCCGGGAAAAAUUUCUGCUACCUAUGGUAUGGACAUUAAAAAGACAAUUUUUGAUUAGUUUGUAAAUUUUGAAGGUCCAAAUCUCCCCCAUUUCUAGUCCGAUUUUCUAAACUUAAAAUUUUUUGAAAGCCAUUUAUUUGACCCGUGGUGUAAAUGAGGGGGAAUGAAAUGUGGGAGAUUAAAAAUGGGGAAUGAACUGGUCGGACACAGGGUGAGAGAGCGGAGAGAUUUUGCAAGUUUUUAGAUAUUUAAAUAUUAUUCGUGUUACGCAAGUACUAAUUAUUAUUCACAAGAGUUAUUUACUUAUAUUGAGAAAGUGAUUUAAGUUACAAUUUUGCAUAUUAUUUUUAAUCUGCUAGUGAAUUUCGCAAGAAUCUGGAAUUAAUUUAAAUAAAGUAGAAUAAAUUUGUAGGAUCAUUUGUUUUUCAAAUUAAUAAAAUUUAUACAUAAUCGAUUGGGUUUAAAUUGUGAACAUGAUGAUUGUAUCAUAUUUUGUAUUUUAGCUUAAAGUUUCAAGUAGGCGAGCAACA